Pelobates cultripes (western spadefoot toad) is the source of this 26616-nucleotide messenger RNA. The record is from the annotation of a GenBank genome assembly. NCBI's taxonomy places the organism in Eukaryota, Metazoa, Chordata, Amphibia, Anura, Pelobatidae.
GCUGGAAAUCCCCCUAACUUGGGAAAUCCCGGAAGGUGGAGCAACGAGGCAAAGCAUUAACAUUAUCUUUACCGUGCGACAUCAAGUAUAGCUGAGAGGUUCAGCCAGGCCAGGGUCGGGUGUAAACCGAGCUUAGUUCAGCAGGUGACUUGCAUGGAGCUUGGUCCCUUGACUGCUGUAGGAUCUACCAUUGCCAGGAAGUAAUGCUGAACCUGAUACUGUAAUAACAAGUAACUAUUAAAGGUACGUUCUAAUUAUAAUAUAUCUUAUGGAUUCCUCAUCGCACUUGUAGUUUGGAGAUGAAAAGGUUAACGAGAAGCCGGCUGAGUCUGUAACGCGGUGGUUCUGUGGUGGGUUUAUUGCUGAUAUCAUAGGCCUUUGCUGGGAGAGUUUGCUUUUGCCAUAAAGGAUAAUGAUCGCACGAUGUAGUUAUAGCUACAUGUUAUUUUGUAUACAUUGUGGAUAUGAUGUAUUGUGAUGAUUCGAAUUGUUACUGUUGUUCUGUGUUCUAAGCAUAGUAACAUCCUGCACUGCUUGUCCUGUGUUGAUUGGAGGGCUAACCUCGCACAUGCUCACUGAUACUUAUUACGCAGGCGGUACUCUAUGGGGUUUGUUCACUAAACAGCAAUCCGGAGUCAAUUGAUAAAUGAAUUGUACGAUUUAAUUUUUUUGUGGUCUCCACCCAACCUUAAGUCACAGCUUGGCUAUUAUUAUUAUUGUGUGUGUGUGUGUGUGUGUAUGUGUGUGUAUAUAUAUAUAUAUAUUUUCUAUCAACAAACACGUUGUUAAAGUUUAAGAAUAAAAUGUACGGUUCAUUUUUCACCCCCUUCCUCUCAAUAAUAAUUAAUACGAUUAAGGUUUUACUUACCUUUUAAUAGCACAGAGGCUCUCUCGGUGCCACAUUAUGCAAGUUCCUAGAUUUUUUUGAAAUUACUGUUAUUACUGUUGAGAUAUUAUUAUGGUACAAUAAUAGUAGCAAAGCACAAAUAUGCCCCCACUUCACUUUAAAAUGGUUUACCACACAGUCCAGAGUGGAGAAUUUUCAAAUAUAUUUAUCAAAGACUGAAUCAUCAGAAAUAAUGCAUCAAUUUAUAGAAUGACUGCUUAUCUUUUUGUUGCAAAAGUAGUUUUGCCACACAGAAAGCCAAUAAAAUGUGCUGAUAUAUUUUUAUUACCAUUGUAUUUCUUCCUCGUAAAGGGACACUGUAGGCACCCAGACCAUUUUAGCUCAUUGAAGUGGUCUGUGUCUCUAUUGCCCUUAGUUCUGCAAUGUUAAACAUUGCAUUUCCAGAGAAACGACAAUGUUUACAUUGAAGCACUAAGUCAGCAUCUAGUGGCUGUCUAAUAGACCACCACUAGAGGGCUUCCUGGUUUGAAAUGGACCUUUGUUCCGGUGUCUGACGCAGGACAUCCUCAUGCUCUGCAUGAGGACCUCCAGAAUCCGUUUUUAAAAAAAAAACAAAAAAAAACGGUUCGUAGGGAAAAAUCUUUCCUACGGGGAGGCCUAAUGCACACCCAGCAUUUGUUGCGCAUGCACAUUAGCAUUAACGGCCGCUCAUCGCUGGACGGAGAAGGAGCUUCCACCCAGAGCUGAGGGACAUCGGCGCUAGCAUCAGGUAAGUAAAUAAAGGGCUUUCAACCCUUUUAAAUAGGGUGGGCACGAGAGAGGGGGAGGCAGGGGGAGCGAUAGUGCCAGGAAUACAGCUUUGUAUUCCUGGCACUAUAGCAUCCCUUUAAUGUUACUUGUACAUGACGAAAUACUGUUAUUCUGAUAUUACCCAACCGUUACAGCAAUUUCACUAUGGUUUUUACUAGGCAUUUUAUAUAAAAGUGUGUCUUUGGUCAAAGCUAAUAACAAGACUCUAGAUCUACCAAUCUUGACAUUAUAAUUGACAAUGGCAAAACUUAUCAAAAAUAGCUGGUCAGGAAAUAAAAUCUCAAUCUUAGCUAUAGUCACUGUUUGGCUAUUUUAGUCUUUAUUUUGGAUUUUAAUUUGUUAAUUCAAAGUGAUUACAGUGUUAAAUUAAAAUCUUAGUCCAAAAUGUAAUUUUCACUUAGGUUAUUUUGGUCUCAUUUAAAAUUCAUAUAGCAUUCCUGACUGUAACGGACCGUUUUGCCCAAAAGAGGUUAAAAACCGUUUAGGCGAUAUUCCCCUUUCAGAUGCACAGACCGCUACUGCAAUCACCAAUCUCCCGAACUGCAUACUACACGAAUUCUCCAACUUCCGAACAGGAAACACAUGAAUACUGGAAACAGCUGAACAGGAAAAACCAUAUGAAAGGUUUACACUCCUGGCAGUCAGCAUACAAUCCAAUUCCCCCAAUAACGAGACGACACUUCGUUUGAGGGUUAAGCAGAAUCUGAUUUACUGGGGCUAACUGCCCAGCUUUUAUGCAGGUCUCCCACCUGGUGAACACUCCCCUAGGAGACCAAAUGGGAGACUGGGACACAAAGGGUAAAAGGACCAAUCACAGACUUACACAUUUCAACCAUCCCACAAUGCAUCACAAUUCCUCCUCUCUGCCCUGGAGAUAAUUGGGAAGUAAUUCAAUUAUCUCCAAAGACAGAGGCAAAACUCCAUUAACCACAUGGCAGAAAACAAACAGUAAAAGACAUAAAAUGACCUACAGUUACAUUCAGUACAUAAAACAUAUACGUUCUACAUAUCCCCAGAUAGCUCAGGUCUGAGCGCACAUUAUUAAGCGAAUGGCGCUCAGACCACACGAAUACAGUUUAAUCGCCAUGGAACCAAAGUCUUUACACAGUGAGUUUCAUGCGAAUGGGCUCCAUGGGAUUCCUAUCUGGAGCACAACACACUCAAACAAAACUACCACAAAACUGUGUCCGAUUUCAGUUCCAUGAAUUAAGUGUCGAAAACCGCUGUGCAUUCGCAUGUUUAAAAUGGCCGCGAAUCUACCGAACACCCGGCAGAAAAGCACGAAUAAGUCUUUUCUGCAGGGUAAAAAGAUGUCUUUUAACAUAGUCCAAAGGCAGCAGGCGAGCAACCAGGCUUCUCCAGUGUACAGUGGCGAGGUUGGUUUCGCCACACUGACAAUUUACACUUUAGUGAACAAUUAUGUAAAUCUAAUCGGUUUAUUGCCACAUGACUUGUAAAUCACUAUAAAGUUAUUCAUUUAAACCCCUUUGGAGUUCAAAAUGUGUACAAACCCACUGUGAGUAGGAAAAGGGUGCAAAUUACACAAUGGAUUUUAAGACAAAUGUGACUAAUGUUUGUUUCCUCUUGCAAGCUGUUUGAAUUCUGUUCCGUUUUUUUUUUUAGCUAAAGUUUAAUUUUGAGAGCAUUAGGUAAUCAGUUGUUGCUGAAAGCGAGAAUAUAUUUAUAUUGCUCUUUUAGAGAAUAUACUUGGCUCAGUCCCAUAUUGAUCAACUCAUUGGGUAUUCAUUGUCAUUGGCUAACAGCAUCAGCUGAUUGCUUUCAGACAGUGAUAGAAACACUGAGCAUGAAAUAUGCAUAUAAAUGACAUUAGCCAGGCCCUCUUGUUCCGGGCUGGUUAAAGUUGCCAGAAGUGGGUGUUACACUAAUGAAGUUGCCAGAAGUGGGUGUUACUCCUCGGACAGAAAAAAGAAAAAUAUCUCUUUAUGUGCAUUUCAUAUUGAAACGCUGCACAUAAAGAGUGCAAGCGCCAUGUCCACUUUAACCCCUUAAGGACCAAACUUCUGGAAUAAAAGGGAAUCAUGACAUGUCACACAUGUCAUGUGUCCUUAAGGGGUUAAAACUUGCCAGCUAAGAUGCAUUUUUAAUUUUUAUUUUAUAUGUAGGGUACCGAUAAAGAUUUCCUUUCCACCCACAACUAAUUGACAUCUCUGAGCAGGGUCAUGUAAGGACCCAAAAUAUGUAAAAAGUAUUACUCCAAGCACCAUUAUGUAGUGGUUAUAGUACUAUAGGUAUUUUCUAACAGUUUAAGUUCUUGCGUGGGGACCAGUGGGCAUCACUCCCUGCCUCCUCACAGCCAAAAGUGAGAAGUAAGCCUCGUUAGCUCAAGAACAUUUCUGCAUGAGUGCUGGGUUCGCAGAAAUAACUGACAACACACAGACAUGUUGAGAGAAUGGAGUUUGUAUUAUAUGUAGGUUUGAAAGUGAAAAGGGAAUUUUUUUUUGUACUACUAUAUAUUUUAACCUCUUAAGGACACAUGACGUGUGACUUGUCAGGAUUCCCUUUAAUUCCAGAAGUUUGGUCCUUAAUGGGUUAAAGCUAUACAGUGGGUUGUGCAUUAUUCAUAAAAAAAGAAAAAUACCAACUCCAAGCACUUUACAGCAUGCUGUAGUACUUCUGAGGCCUGUAUUGCUAUGGCACCAUUCAUUGUAAGAAAUCAUACUGAUUUAUUAAUGGUUAGCUGGGCAACAAUCACAGCCUCCUCUGGUGAGCCCAGGGUUUAGCUAAAGAGUGUAGCUGCUAACAGGAGUUUAUGGCCCUGCAAGAAGGCUGAACUGAAGUUUGAAAUAAAUCUAGAGUGUGCAUGUGUUUUGCUUUAGGCUGCAAAAGGAAGAAAUAAAGGAAAAUGUGCUUCAUACUUACCGUAAUUUUCUUUUCCUGAUCAUUAUUCAUGGCAGCAUUUACUCAUGGGUUAGCUCCUCCCCUCACAGCAGAAAGGACAGGAAACAGAACUCUGAAACUGGUAUAAAUAGAUCCUCCCCUUCCCAUCAGGCAGUCUUUGUAACUAGCUUCACAACUCUUAUAAUAUAUGGGUGGGAAUGUAAUGUUGCCAUGAAUAAAUUAUCAGGAAAAGAAAAUUACGGUAAGUAUGAAACAAUUUUUUCUUUUUCCUGACCAUUAUUCAUGGCAACAUUUACUCAUGGGGAGUACCCAAGCAGUAUAUAUAGAGGGAGGGACAGAGUUCAAAAACAGCCAAUAGUUAUAAAACCAUUAUUGGGCUGCAUAAACCUUAGAAGACUUUAGAAACGCCAAACCAGUAAUCAAUAGGAUAUUGUUAUAAAAUCUGUUCAGACAAGGUAAUUUACCCUAGCGGCUGCAAGGUCUGCAACCUCCUGGCAUUCAAUAUCUGAAAUAUCCUGAAUAGAUAUAGAGUCAGAUAGGAAUUAAGGCCAUGAUAGCAUAAGCUGGAGAAGGAACAAGGCUAGACAAACUCUCGUAAGCAAUAAGGAACCCAUCUUGUGAUGGAUUAAAAAAAUAAUGUUCUUUUCUGAUAUAAAUUUAAAACCAAUGGAUGACAUCAUCAAAUCAGAACCUUGAUAAAGGCAUACCUUCCAGAUAUCAUACUGGAACAAGCAGAUAAUAUUGGAUGAGAACCGUCACGCCAUGCUAUUAAACAUGGGGAGAAUUACACUGAGAAUCUACUACUUUCAGGAUGUAUUUUACUUACCUGUAGAUACAGGAAACAAAAUCAAUAUUUGCCUGUCAGAGGCAGAGCACAAUAAUUGACUAUAUAUUGCAAAACCAGACUCACAACAAUACCUCACACUGUGGAUGAAUUGACACAGCAAUGAUCAGUCACAGGAGAGGUAUAAACCUAGGCAAAGGCAAGAAGAAUCAUAUACAGAUUAGUUGAAGACAAAAAUAAAUAUCGGUACGAACCGUAGAAAUUGUGGCAACUACUAAAUUAUAAGUAGGCCAACCACGUCAAUACCUCCAUUCAAAUAUAAACAUAUUGUAAAUAGUACAGAUUAUGCUAAACCGUAUGCAGGACAGGAAAAAAAGACUGCCUGAUGGGAAGGGGGAGGAUCUAUUUAUACCAACUUCAGAGUUCUAUUUCCUGUCCUUUCUGCUGUGAGGGGAGGAGCUAACCCAUGAGUAAAUGCUGCCAUGAAUAAUGGCCAGGAAAGGUAAGUAUUUGUACUAUAACUUAUCUAAUGGAAAUGAGUGUUUAUGAAGCUAGACAAUUUAUAAAUUACAUUUUGUCUGGCUACAGUGUUUGUAUAUCUAGUCACCCCCAGAUACUCUGCACAGCGCCUAGCAUGUUGAUUGUUCCCAGCAUUAAGCAAUUGUCUGAUAUAUGCACAUCCACUGAGGUGCUCAUCUUGUAGGAGGAAGAAGCUGUUUUGAGGUAUUCGUUUAAUAUAUUAAUUUAGGGGUGAUAAACUGACACAAUGGCUUUUAAAAAACGUUUUUUAUUUAUUUCAUUCACACAGUUCUUUGGGCAAUCUCCUGUUUUCAGGAUACAUAGGUUCCGUUAUAAUUAUAACAAACUGGUUUAUCUUUAUCUCUUACCUGCAACUAUAUGUCAAAAAACCAUAAUGGGAUGCCAAUUGCUUAAACCUAAGGAUGGGUUAAGAAUCUGGGUAUUGUGGUUUCUAGAUUGUGGAUAUGAUUUAUUAGCCAGUAAGAUUGUGUAUAGAAAACAGUGGGCAGUCUUGGCUUUGUGGUUUGUUAAAAAUACACUUUGAAGAAGAAGCAAAAAAAAAAAAAAGUCCUACUCUGCACUGGGCUCUGACCUGGUUACCGUAUAUCUUUCUAUGAAUUUAAACUAGUAUUCUGGAUCGAUGUAUUGCUGCCUCUGGGUACUCAUAUACCUGCUACCACUGUUAAAAAACUAUUACAUUCUACAAAAUCGGUUCUUGGUUUUGUUUUGUUUUUUUUUUGUCUCUUAUUAAAACCUUCCUCUGACAGUGAUGCUUUUAUUUUAAAGCUCAAACAUAUGUUAUAAAUAAUGCUUUGCCAAAGUAAUCAUCCAAUGACUGUCCUCAGAGUUCCUUGAUGAUAACAAAACUAGUUAUGAUAUAGAUGAUGAUGUUAUGAUAUUUUAGUAAAACUGUGUAUUAUUAUGGUUUUUGUUUAGUUUUGUGCUAAAGGGCAACUGUGACUUCUCUGGAAUUUACACUUUAAAAAUUGCUUAUACCGUGUAUCUUUUUUUUUUUUUUUUAAUGAGAUGCUCUGGUUUUUGUUAGUUUUUCUUUUUUUUUUAUCAUUUUAUAUAAAAGAAAUUACCAAUGGCAGCAUAAUCCAAAACAAAAGGCAAACAUUGCACAUGGUUAGGAGUAAUAGAAACAUUGUCUAUUCUCUAACACAGCCAUGCUUUCAUUUCAGCUACUCUGGCCUUAAAUUGGAAACUAUACAUAAAACAAACCAUACAUUUUGACCUCUACGGCAGUAGCAUUCCUGUAAAAUGCGUGUUCUGGGUGUGAUCCCAAAUACCCUUUUUUUUUUUUUUUUUUACUUUAAAUUGAAAAUUAACCUUUUUUGACUUUGGUAAAUACCCUGGAUGGCUCUUUCUGUUAAAGUGGUUUCACUUAUGUAUCACUAAUCUACUAACUUUUUGCAAAUAUUAAAUCUAUCUUUGUAGUAAACUAUAUAAAAUGAAAGGCAAACGUGUAGGAGGAUGUGAAAAACUAACCACGUGUUUUGUUAUUUUAAUCAUGCGCUAAUCUCCUUCUCCAUCCCAUUAUUUGUCUUUUAGAUUGUGUUUAAAUAUUGAUAGGGGCAUUUUUAUUUGGACUACAACUACUGUCAACCAGAGUAUUUAUUUUGUUUGUUUUCUACACAACAAUCUUUCUCUUAAUCCUGGUUUGAGUAAACAUUUCAGAUAAGCAUGUAAAUUAUGUCUGCAGCCCUCGCAAUCCAUCCCCUUUUACCUCAGAAGAGACUUUCAUUCUCUUUCUAAGGAAAGAACUAAUCACAAACUUCUCAUUGAGAAGCCUCCGAGUCUGUUCCCUUCCAGGCACUCGUCUGCUAUUACAUGCUUGGCUACUCUUGUUUGGUUGAUCCGUGGUCUAAGAUGAGGUCUUUGGAGGUGCACACCCACAGACUCAUGUGACUGCACAGGUGACUGGGAGGACAAUGAUAUAAAGGGGAGAAGGCAGGCACACUCAAGUAGAGCAUGCCUGCCACUUCUGUUAGCUCAGUGGAGCUAAAGGAGGAAGAAAUCCUCCCAAGGAGGAUGAUCCCGGCGGCGCAAAGUCGCAGAGCAGUGCUGCCAAGGCCAGGUCUUGGGCGGCGCGGUAGGCCCCGGACUUGCUUUUCUUCCUUGGUGCCUUGGGAGCGUGGAAAAACAACAUACGUUGCUACAGGUGUGUAUUCUGGCGAUAUACGCGUGCAGGUGAGGGGUUAGCUUCUAAAAAGAGGCUUUUUAAGCGAUUUCCAGCAGAGCCAAGGUGAAUGGCGUCCGCUCUGGUUCAGAUGCAAGCUCCACCCCCCCUACAAUUUGCCUCUUUUGAACUAAAAUUUAAAAUAAAUUUGUCAAUUCUUGGCAAUUCCUGGUUAGCCCUAUUAGUUAUAAUAUUGGUAACAAACAACAUUCACGACUUGUUCUCUUCUCCUAUCCCAUGGUUUAAUUAACGUAUGAUGUGGGCUGCAAUCUGACUACCAGUUAAUUAUUUGGGUUGGAAUCUGUCCACUAGUUAUCCCACAUCCAGUGGGAUUAGGAAAUUCAUUGUAUAAUGAAAUCAGGUUAUUUCCCACAUAUUUCAGAUAGUUACACUGUAUAUUCAUUCACAGAAAAUGGAAUUCACUGAGCAUUGUAGCCAAGUCUUACUUGUAUAUUUUACAUUUGAUCAGUUUCCCAAUUCCACAGCCUCUGUUUUGUUUUGUUUUUUUACAGACGGUUCACCUCCUCACCUUCCUUCUUCCUCAACAAUGCAGAAACAAAAAAAAUAAAGUAAUGGCUGCACAAGCAGUGUGUCCUUUUAGCCUAACUGCUUGCUUAAAAAUUGCAGUCAUAAUAUUUUCACUGUACGUAAUUCCAAUGUAGCAGGUAGAUCUGUUUCAGCUAAUUAAACUGCACUUCAGAUGUAAUCCAAAGGUUUAAAGCAAUUUGAACCCUAUUCAUCAAAAACCCUUGGAAAUAUCUUACAAAAUUUGAAACUUUUCUUAAAUUGAAAUAUUGAAGUUCGUUGUUUCAAUAUUUCAAUGAUGACAUUGUUUACUAUUUUACUCCAAAUGGCCAAAUAAUUACCAUAUAUUUCUGCUCAGUAUCCAUUUGCUGCACUCCAUUAGUAUAGAUUAUUGUACAAAUCGCAGUCAGGUUUAUUCACUUACCGUAUGUGAGAAUGGUCAGAAAAUCAAAGUCAAUUUAAAAUUUAAGGCCUAAGUAGUCAAACUGGAUACAUUCUAAAGUAUUCAGGCCUUUAGCUUGAAAUUCAUUUUCAAUUAUCAACAGUUCUCACAUUAGAAAAUAACGAUGUUCCAAUGUUCUCUCUAUUUUUGUAUACAUCCUUCUCUCUAAAACUUAACCCUGGUGUUUUAAUUAAUUUUUUUCCAAUAAAACAAAUACAAUUAAAAUCCUAGAUUGCAAGUCCUUUGUACUUUACAAGCGUAUCUAGUUUGACCUUACUUUUUAUCACUGGAAAUUUCAUAAGUGAAUUUUUUUGCAACCCUAAAUCAGUAACCCUUGUCAUUUUUACUGUAAUUAUCACUGUAAAUAUUGUGUAAUUGCUUGUAAGAAUGAAGUUGGCAUAAUAAAGAAAUGAAUGUGUCAAUUAUGCAGUACUUCCCCAUGUAUAUUUAUUUCUUAUCUUUAAAUACAUAAAUUACUUCUGAAAUGCAUGACUAAUUUUUUUUCUUUCAUUUAUGAAAUCUCGGAAACUUGCAUUGGUUGUUUUGUAACUUUAGGGGAUUUCAUUCAAUUUUACUACCUCCCAGGUACAAAAUCAUUGUCCAGAUGACAGCUGACUUUUUUUUUUCUUCCAUUUUCACAGCGAGAUGGCAAACCAGCAAGGUCUUCCUCAGGAUCUAUACAUGAGUAACAUGUUAAAAGCUAUAAAAAUCAGAGAUAAAACUCCACAAGAUAUCGUCAAGCCAAGCAAUGGAAUCAUUCAUCAUUUUAAAACCAUGCACCAAUACACUAUUGAAAUGUUUAUGAUUUGCCAAUUUUGCUCUCAAUUUCGGGAAAUACUACAGAACUGUCUUGUAGACAGAGCUAUGCAGAUCGCACUGGAGUCUCAAAAAAAACUCAAUGCCUGCAAGGAAGUUAAAAGGCUUGUCCCUCUAAAGACAAAUGGUAAGAAUAAAUAUGUGAUUUAUAUUUUCUCUGUUGACUUAUGUUUUGUGGUUGUGUUUUUUUUUUAAAGAAUUAAAAUAUGUAUUUAAAAAAAAAAAAAAGGCUGCUAAAUACCUUGCAAGCAUACUUAUCUUGGUAAUUCCUUAUUAUUUUUUUAAUUGUUUUUUCUUUCAAAGUGUAAAAUCUUAAAUCAAAAUACUGGGUAUAAUUUGGUUUGUUUGUUUGUUUGUUUUUUGGGGUUCAGCGGCCACUGCUUUCAUGUUGACUUACCAGAGAUUUUUAAGAAUGAAUAUAUUGAUCAAGAGCAGUUAACAUUAUAGGAAAGUAAAUGCUCUUUUUAAAAGCCGAUCAGGAACAUUAAGAAUGAGGCACAAUACACUGCAAGAAAGCCUAUAGGGUUAACAGCAGAUAUUAUCUGAAUGCCUUUUCGGGAAGGUAAUUGAGAAUGUAGAAAAUGAGGAAGAAAUCAGUACUAUAAAAACUGAAACUGCACAAGUGCAAGAAGGUUUAAAAAAAAAAAAAAGACUUCUUUUAAUUGGUUUUAGGGAUUUCACUUGCCUUAUGAAUAUACAUUCCAGCAAGACCUUACCCCGCCCCUUUGGAAAGUCCAGUCUGUAUCAGUGUUGAAAGAGUAGAAAAAAAAAACAACAAUAAUUGUUACCCAAUCGUUAAGCACAUAGCUGAACACUGGGAAAUUCCAAGUGACAGGCAGGGAAUUUCAUACUGAUUUUUCUCUGUAAGAAUGAAAUGUGGCGAUAAAACAAAUCUCAUCAUUGUUCUAGACUUUUCAAGGGAAAUUUUACCUGUUUAUUUUAUAAAUAGACGGUGCAUUUGUUCUGCAUUUGCCAACCUCCAUUGAGUUAAAAGAAAUAAAAAGGAGAAAACAUGUAAAGAAUUCAUUGAAUGUAAAUUAAGUUGGGCAGUGUUCUUACCUACAUCUAGGACUAACUUCAUGGCUAGUGAAGAUGAAUUGAGAUGAGCAUAACCCAUUAAAGAUGGACAAUGUUUGACUACUAUCCCAUCAUCCACAGAAAGCACAUUUUCAUUGCAUAGGGAUUGCACCUAAACACAGUUUGAUGCAUGUGCAGUGUCCAGCCAUAACAAUCUUUCCCAUUUACAUAAUAUUAAAGCAAUGGUCUGUCCUUUGAUUUAGUCAUAGAUUUUUAAAUUGCGCUUAGUUUACUAGUAUUGAAAUGUGCUAUAAAGAUGUAAUAACUUGUAUUCUGACCAUAAGCAGCAACAUGCAAGCAGAUUUAAAGGGUCAUUCAAAGCACCAUUGCAACUUGAAUCAUUGCAAAUGUUAUAGUGCAGAGGAUAUCCUUCUACUUGUCGCCCUUCCCAGAUAAUCUUAUAACUGUGGAUACUUACAAAAAAGUCAAAGGCAAAAUUUAAAUUCCUUAUUUGCCAGGUUGUCUGGUUGGCCAGAUCGCUAUCUCUCUUCUUCAGUGCAGCUUUAUUGGAAUGUGCAGUUGGUGAUUUAUGUGGUCCAUACAUUGCCACGUUCUCAAACUGCUGCUCUCAACAUAUUGAGUAAUUCCCCUGUAUCUUGAGUGGAACUAUGGCUGGAAGAUACAUACCCUAUUAAAAUUGUGCUGGAGAUUAGUCUACAAGAUAAGAUCCUAACCCAUACAUCAGAAUAAGCGGCUUCUGAUUUGGGGAGUCUCUUCCUAGCAAGGUCUACCUUCUGUUUGUACUGCAUUAGCAGGACCGUUAUUAACCUCAAGAGUCCCUUUUUAUUUUAAGGAUUUUUUUUUUUUUGCAUAUUUUAUUUUCAAUCCCUUUUGUAAAAAAAAAAAAAAAAAAAAGUGAUUAAUUCCAGCUUGUAGAAUCUCUUUAAUUAUUGCUGCAUCAAAUGUUCUGAGUAAGCUUAACUGUAGAUUUAUAAUAUAGGUAUGUUUUGAGUGAAUGUAGUUUAGCAAUAAUCCCCCUUCCAACUCUGAUUUGUAGCAGCCUAAGUUCCAUAUGUUUGCUAAUGUAUGAAGUGAGCACAUCAGGGAAAUAUUUAAUGUUUUUGAGUAUUUAGUUUUGUAUGAAUAUAAAUCUGUUUCUCCUUUAGUCUUUUGAUCUAUGAAUAGCAUUGAGUGGCAAUUCUGCAUGCACGGCAAAAUGCCACACUGUGUCAAUCAAUUGAUUUCUAUGAUUGUUGAGUUUCCACUGGAAUAAUUUCAACCCUGCAAUGUUAAUAUCCGCAGAAAAGCAAAAGUUUUCAGUUGCAGAAUUAAAACUAGAGGACCAUGGCACCCAAACCACUUCUCAAAGAAGUGGUCUGGGUGCCUAUCGUGUCACAUUUAAUGCAGCGUAGGAAAGACCAUGUUAUGUGUACUCAGAAAAAGAUUCAUGACCACUAAAUUACAUUUGGACUAGUGCUUCCUUGGCACUUUCAGAUCUUUAGCCUGUGUUACAGAUAAACUGUGACAUAAUAUAAAUAUAAUAGAUUGAAUAAAAUGAUACGUAUACAGGUGAGGGUGAACAAGUGGGAAUGUGCAAAUGGGGAGCCAUUUGGACAAUAGACAGUGCGGAUUUGGUAAUCUCACCACAUGUCGUAGCCCUAUUUACUACACUUAAGAGAAAUAUGUGCAGAAAUGUGUUUUUGUUUUUUCUCUUUCCUCCCCACCUUUUUCUUCCUUCAUACCUUCCUCGAUUUCGUGGACCUCUGUGCUAGCUCCUGCACUUGCUCAAGUGCUUUAAUUGUAGUCCGUUCCCGUGGAUGGUUACCACAAAGUGGGGACCGCACUGCGCUGUGGUCCUAGGCGGGUCCUUGUUAAAGAGAGUGUGAACAACUGUGUUCUACAAGUACUGACAUCCGAUGCAUGGGGCAAAGUUGUGGUUGUCUGCUAUAAGAGAGCACUUGUAUCACUUUUAUCUCUGUAAUUUGCUAAAACUGUUUAUCCUUUAGACUGAUGAUCCUGUUUUAUUCAUUUCUUGCAACUUGUAUAGUAUACUAAUGUUUCUUUAUUUUGUUCAUAAACGUAAUCAAGAAUAUCCAUAAAUAAAGAUUGACAAAAAAAAAAAAGUAUCUCCAUGACCAAUAGAUAUAACAUACAAAAUUCAGCAUACUCUACUUUAAAUUGGCUUUAAUAUACACAAAGUUUUCAAAACCACCUGAUUCAAGUACAGAUAAUGGAAUUUAGUUACGGCAUAUGAUCGCAUAUUGUAUACACAACAUUUGUGUAUCCCAUUUUGGCACGUCUUCCUGUAUACCAUUGUAAUAAUGACUCUGAGAGCAUUUGGACCUGCAGAAAGAGGGUACAUAGGCAUUGUGUCGUGCUUAUGAAAUGUAUGUUCAUAGACUGCAACUAGAUUACCAUUAUUUUUACCUUAAUCUGUGCUUAAAGGGACACUAUAGGCACCCAGACCACUUAAUUUUAUUGAAGUGGUCCGGGUACAAUUUCUCUGUCCCUCUUAGUCCUUCAGUGUAAAAGAUAAGCCGUCAUAAGCACUGAAACGCGCGUCGGGUUUCUUUUUACUUAUUUUUAUUUUUGCACUAAGCACUAGUCACAGUUUGCACUUCUCUAAUUGAUGUUUUAAUGGGAACAGGAAGGUAGAUGGCUAAUAUGGCGGCAGUAACUAGCAUCUAACACCCACCAACGUGUAGCUUCUAGUGAUCAGUGAAUUAAGGUCAGCCAGAUUUGGAAGUGGUUAAAGAGAUUUAGUUGAACUAUCAUGGAUCAGUAGUUAGCCUUAGAGACCAAUAGAUCAGGGUCCGCCAGAGGAGUAGCUUAUAAAGGAGAUUAUUUUGACAUCAAGGACUAAUCUGGGAUCAAUUGGUAGACUUGCUAGUACUCCAGUUUAAUAUAAGCAUAUGUAGCUUGACAUUUAUUAUCUUUGUAACUAUUGUGAAGUGAAAAUAUAUCUAUCUCCUCAUCCUCCAACUCACUACCUAUAGUAAUGCAAUACCUGUUCAUCUAACAUUAUACCACUCCUUUAAAUUUGGGAUAUAGCUAUCCCUCACAUUGUGGAGGGAUAUUGUGGAUACCAUUUUAAGAUUUAUUCUCUUGCUCUUUUCUACCUUGAUAUCAUGUAAAUUGUCCUCCCCUAUGGUACUUUCCUUGUAACUGUAAUAGGAAUUUAGUGAAUCCUCCCCUUUGUUUCAAAACUUCACAGCCUUAUCUAAUCUUAUGCAGGGAAUAGACUUUCUCCCCCUAAAUAAAGAGAGAUUAGAUACAUGUCUGUGUUAAUUAUACAAUGUAGAUAGAAUGAAGAGAUUCAUCUGAACUCCUGGAUGGCUACCAUUUUUUUCAGGGGUCAAGUCCUGGGGAAUAACUUGUGGGAACUCACCCAAGAUCCCCCCCCCCCACCACCCCCCAAAAGAAAAAUGAUACGCACACACACACACACAUAUAUAUAUAUAUAUAUAUAUAUAUAUAUAUAUAUAUAUAUAUAUAUAAUAUCUGGGUGAAGGGGUGACAGUGUGUAGAGGCUGAAAGUAAUUGGAGAUGGUGAUAUUGUAUGGAGGGGGUGACAGGGUGGGGAUAACUGUAAGGUGGGGAGGGGGGACUGUGAGGUGACAGCCAGACACACACACACACACACUUCCCCCAAACACUCAGAUUAUUUUUUAAUAUUCACCCAUCCUCCCUACAUUUGGGAGAGCUGGGUGGAUUUUUUACCAGUGGGGCUACUGGCCGGUCUGUGCGGGUAGGAAGGAAGGCAGGCAGGCGGUUAAACUCCAGACGUGAUGCAGGAAUUACGACAUAUUCCAGCUCCCGGCAUCACUCUGCGGCGCGCAAGGGAACUGAGCAGGGAAAGCUCACAGAUCAGCGUUCCCUUGCAGCCCGCCUGCCUUGAGGCUAAGAAGGCAAAUGCCUUGCUUGCCUCAUGGGCAAACAAGUCCUGCAGGACCACAAACUGGAACGGUGUUCCUGCUGUGGAAAAAGUGCAAGAACAUCGUUCCCAUGCAUUCCUGCAGGACUUGAGCCCUGAUUUAUUUUUUUAUUUUUUUAUUUUUUUAUAUUUUUUAUUUUUUUUAACAUUAGGUAUACUUGCUAUCCAUUAAGGUCACUUUGGCAUUUUGGCAAUGAUCAAUAAAGCCUAAAUGAGCCAUUGGAUACUCUGUAGCAGUUUCAUACCCAUUAAAUAUUUAUUCCUUUCUAAAUACCUCAUAGAAAUCUCUCUUUGGGAUUUCUUGCUUACUCUAGUCUAUUUGAUAUUCAAUGGGUCCAAGACCAAGGUGCAAUUGGUACCACCUAUAGUGACGAACUCCCUCCCCUUUUUUUUUUUUAUAAUUAAAAAGAAAGAUGUAUACCUUUUAAAUGUUCUCUUUAAGAUGUUUACACCACCUAAGAUUAGUGAAGGGGGUUUCAGAGUUAAAGUAAAAUUUCCCUACCAAUGCACUCUUUUUCUUUUGCUUUUUGUUUAUGUAGUCUAAAAUAUUUUGCAAAUCACAUGUACUGUGACUUUCAUUAAUAGUUUUGCUAUCAGUGUUUUGUUACCAAGUACCUGGACACUUGUCAUGCAUAUUAAAGUAUAAAGUGAAAAUACUUUGCCUUACUGUAUAUGCAGGCUGUAUUCCUGGUUUUGCAAAACAAACAAGUUCUGCGGAACCUAAGUGAAUUUUGUAGCUUCCAUUUGCAAAAGAAAAGGACAGAUGAGGACAGUGGAAAUUCACAGAUAUUGUAAUUUACAGUAUCAAUGGAUCUCAGCGUAAAUUCUCCCAGCAUUAUUAUUCUGUCAGUGCUUUCCAUGGGAAAAUAAAUGUGCGUAAUUGCAAUAUUGGAGAUGUCAUGCCUGCAUACACGUGAUUUAACUCAUGCACAAUAUAGAACUUGUACGAAUGCUCAGUGGUAUUCAUUUAUUUACCUAUGGCACUGUCUGGCAAGAUUUCUCUUUCCUGCUGCCAGUCAUAUAGCAAUAAGAAAAUGUGCCCACAAAGUCUAAAUGUUUUGUUUAGCUGUUGCAUUUCUAUUUUUUUUUUUUUGUAAUUCUUUAUAAGUAAAAAAUGCAGCAUUGCAUACAUGAUGUACAUAGAAAAGGUAUGUAGUAAAGUUUACAUCUUGUAAAUUGAGGUUGGCAUUUGCCAGGAUAUAUUGCAUUACAACAUAAUAAACAGUUUAGAUGUAGACCCAAUUUAGUUGGGCUCCUGCUGUGGUAGACAAAGGUGAAUAAGGAGAAGAUCACUUGGUAUGCCCAUCUGAUGGUUGGCUCCAUCUUAAACUGAUUUUUUUAUUAUAUGGGUAUAGAGGAAAAAAGAGGGAGGGGUUGGGGACUUAUAUGAAAGGGUAGAGAAAAUGUAAUUGUGGGGACACUGGGGCUUUGGUGCAAAGCAUUGGCAUGGGUGACCCUGUCGGAUCCCUCUGCGUGUUGUUGCACCUUUCCACCUUUCCCACGGCUGCCACACCUUGUUAUAGAAGCAUAGGUAUUACGCACCUGCACUCUCAGUUUAUUCAUGAGAAAGUUAUCCUUUAUUUUAGUGAUAACUUUGUCGAGAGGGGGGGAUGUCGACAUUAAGCCAUUGUUGGGUUAAUGCUCUUCUGGCCGCUAGUGUUAUUUUGUUCACUAAUUUCUCGUGCUGUAAGUCCAUCUAGUGGCUUAGCCAGUAGGUAGAUCCAAGGGUCCCUACAGACCGGUCUCCCCAGUACGUCUGUAAUCAGUUUUUCUAUUGCUGACCAAAAGCUCUCUACCCAUGGACAAGUUCACCACAUGUGGAUGUAGGUGCCCCUCGCACAGCAGCCCUUCCUGCAAUCAUCUGUGAGAGUUUUACCCAUUCUGCAUAGUUUGAUUGGGGUGGUAUACCACUUCAUGAGAGUUUUGUAUGAUUGCUCUUGGAGCACCAUGCAAACGGAGACCUUGGCUUCUGCUUCCCAGAUAUCCUGCCAUUCACCACCCUCUAAGAUCUGUUGUAGAUCUGUUUCCCAUUGUAUAAUGUAUGUAAGGGGUUCUUUGUUGCCCUCUGGGGUGCUGAGCUGGGUAGUUGUUGCAUUUUUAAUGUAUUAACUAUUAUUAAAGCAUCAAUAAGACUUAAUCAAUAUGCACUAUACUAGACAAGAUGCAUUUUUUUAAAACCAAUUUGGCUACAGCAACUGGGCAUUCAUUACAAAGAAACACAUUUUAUAUCUCGUUGCUUAUUGACAAGUCUGAUUAAAUACACAAUAUUUUCUCGUGUGUGUGUGAAAAUAACAAUAAAGCAGCAAACAAAAAUAAUUUCCAAUAUUCAAGAAGAUAUAAGCAGCCAAACAUAGUAAUAACCAAAGCAUUAACAAACCUAUUUUAUGUAAUUUUUCAUAAAAUUCUAAUGUUUGAAAUGUUAUAUAGCUUGAUAGAACCAGGAUGAGGCUGUAAACUCCUGAGGAAAUCCACACACUAUAAAUAUCACUGAGUCAUGGCACCAACGUAUCAUUUUAGUCAGGUGAGCCGGUGAGACCAGCAGUGUAUCAGUCAUAGUCACAGGAUUAAGAAUAAAAAGUACUACAGUCACAUUUCCAUGACUCAGAUUAAUACACUACUUGCUAAAUCAUUCAUAGUUUACCGUUAAACGAAGAUGAAAAAAAAAUAUUAUAUAUUUAAAUGCAAUGACCGAACAGAAAAUGUUUGUACUUUAAACUUUUGUUAUUGGUUUUGUUGGAAUUAAAACAAACCAUGCUCAAUCCAGUGAAGUGGUGGAAUAAACUGUUCUCUUUAUAUUUUAAUGAAAUACAAAAACAUAAUCCUCCAUAACCAAAAUUGAUGGAAAUUAGGGCUCUACAAUAAUUCAGUGCCUUAAACUGCCUAAAUGUCAUGUUAAUGGGACACUAACUUUGCUGAGCACAGAUUUUUGCGUUUUGAGCUCCGCUUGAUUUUUAACGGAUUCUAAUACAUGUCUUUGUUCCUUUGAAAGCUCUAGCUUAAUGAAUAAACUGGCCUCCCCAAGGAAAAUGAAAUGUAAAAAGUUAAAUGAACACUCCAAGUACCAUAACCACUGUAGUCCACUGUGGUGGUUAUUGUGUCCGCAGUGCCCUGGUACCAGUGUUAAUUUUGGCUGCCAAUUUUAAUUAGGUUUUAGUUAUAGUCUUUUGACUAAAAAGCUGUUUAAGUCAUAUGUUAGUUAUCUGAAUAGUUUUAAAGUCAAGUUUUAGUAGACAAUCUUGAAAUAUUUAAUCAACUUAAAUCUGACUACAAUUGUUAUUUGACAAAAUUUAACACUGCCUGGUACCCCUAAUGUAAGAAGUCAAACCAUUUAAGAAUAGUUCGACCAGUUAUGAGGGAUUUACCAGGCUUCCCUCGCAUUAAGCUCUAAUAAGGGCGGAGAGGGUGGGGAGGGGCGGUUAUCUUGACAUUUAUUUUUUAUGUAUGCAUGAAUCAAAACCUGUUUUCUUAUGCUCAAGGUUUGCAGUAACUUAUUCUAACUAACUGUAGAAAGUGCAUCCCCUAGGCUAUUUAACUAAGAGCAUUUUGACACUUUUAAUCAUUUUAUUACAAACCUUUAUAUUUUUUUGUACAAGUGUUUUAUUUUUGCAAAAUUUGCAGAUUACGUGUCCUACUACUGUCCACACCCCAUAUACGUAUUCUGAUACUGUUUGCAAAUACAAUGAUACCCCAAAUGUAUAAUUUUCCUACCAUUCCAACCCCAUCUUCCCAAUUAUCCUACCAUAAUCCAACACCAGAGAGAUUCCCUCUGGUUGAAGUCAGUACCAGUAGCGAAGCUUGACUUUUUUACCUAGGGCAGAGACUCAGUUGAGCGGUGAGGGGGUGAAUGUGGGGAGUGUGACAGGGUGUGUGGAAGGGUGAGGGCUGGCUGGUUUUGGUGAUCCGGCAAAUAUGCAUUUUACAUUUUUUUUUUUCUGUUGUUGUCUUCCAGGUGAUGGGAACUGUCUAAUGCAUGCCACUUCUAUGUAUAUGUGGGGUGUUCAGGACAUGGACCUUCUGCUGAGAAAGACCUUGUAUGAUGUCUUGAGGACUACAGAUACUCGAAACUUCAAGUAUCGUUGGCAAUUAGAAUGCAUAAAGUCCGUAGAGUUUGUACAAACAGGACUGCGUUACAAUACGAAGGUAAGAAAGUUAUAUUUUAUUAAAUGUUUUUUCUGUGUACAAAUAAACCAAAACCACAAUAGUAUUAUAGUGAUAGUAAAAUAUAUAGAGAGAUUUAUACAUAUUUCCAUUUGUUGGUAAUAUUAAUGCGAAGAAAAACUGUAUUGAACAGGUUGGUUAUUUUUGUUUGUGUUUUUUCUAUGACUAAUGCUAUGAUAGAGUUGCACCUUAACUUGCUGUGGGAUUGUGACCAACACAUUUCUUGUGAAUAUCAUUCAGAGAUCAUUGAUAUUUAAUUUUAAUACCAAAUUAAGGUAGUUAUGGGUCUUCAAUAAAAGCAAAUCGGCAUUGACUUUGGUUUUAAUUCAUAGAAUUGGGAUGAAGAAUGGGAACAUCUUGUCCAAAUGGCAUCAGCUGAAACAUCUGAGGGCCGAAGUGGGCUCCAAUAUAAUUGCCUUGAGGAAAUACACAUAUUUGUCCUAGUUAACAUCCUUCGGAGGCCUAUUAUCGUUCUUUCAGGUGAAUAUAUUUCACAGUCCUUAUGAAUAUGUGAGCUUUACCUAGCUGAGUGACAUGAAAUAUUUGCAGACUGUAAUUAUCAGUGCUUAGAAUUACAAGUGGUGCUAAAACAGAAAAUGAUUGAAAUUGUGUCGGAUUAUCUUCCUGAAUAGAUAAGGUUAUGAGAACCUUGGACUCUGGCUCCAGUUUUUCCCCUCUAAGUGUGGGUGGAAUUUAUUUACCUCUUCAUUGGCCUGCACAGGAAUGCUAUAAGCACCCUAUCAUUCUUGGAUAUGACUGCCAACACUUUGCACCUCUUGUAACUAUGAAAGACAGUGGACCUGGUAUGUAUAUAUUUGUCUUUUCUUUAGUUUUAUAGAGAAGUUGUAUAUAUUUGAAAGCUCCAAAAGCAAUCUGUAAGGUCUUACAUCUGGUUUCUUAAUUAAAUCUAUUCUAAAUCCCUUGUAAUGAAAACGUGGCUGCUAUGACCUACAUUUUACCAAUUUGGUUUUCAAUUUACUACUACUGACACAGAACCAGCUAAAUGAAGUGCCAACAGAAUGUUGUUUUAAUUUUUUUUAUAUGCUUAGAUCCUAGUUCUCUGUAUAAAGCAUAGGUAAAUUAGUCAUUUUCAGCAUAUAUCCUAUAGCAGUUCACAAGUCAUGUCCUUACCAGAUCCAAUUUCCUUUACCGUUAUAUUUUCUAUACUCAAUAUUUUUGUGUGCAUGUCUGUAUCUAUCUAUCUAUCUAUCAUAUUUCUCUCUCUUGCUCUCCUUUUUUUUUUUUUUGCUAAGGAUAUAUAUUACUCAGGACAUACUUGAAAACAAGAGAAAUCUCAAUGUAUCUUUCCUGGUAAAAUAUUUUAUAAAUAAAAUAUUUUUACAAAUAAAAUAUUGGUGUUGAUGCUGUUAGACCGUAAUUGUUAAUACAUAUAUGCAGUUGUUCAUGUUGGUGGAAUGUUUUUUGAUCACAUGUCAAAAUAUUCAUAUGAAAUGUGGUUUACCUAACAGAGAUACGAGCUGUCCCAUUGGUCUUUUAUGAAGGACGGACAUUUGCAGACAUGAACGUGCAUUUUUUGACAGAGCGUGAGGAGAAACUGAAAGAGAAGCUGCUUAAAGAGUAUUUAUUGAUGUUGGAAAUUCCCGUGCAAUGCUGGGAGCUUGGAACGAAUCAUUUAAUAAAUGCUGCCUGGUCAGUGACACUGAAAUGACUACUUAAACAUUCCUCUUAAUUAGAAUAUAUUUGGAACGUCUUCUUGCCUAAAUAAGGUCUUAAACAGUCUUUAUUCACAGUGUGAGUUAUUGCAAAUUUUAUGCAAAAGUGCCCAAACAGGGAAAAAAAAGUUGACAUGGAGAAUGUAUCCAGUUGGGCUAUUUUGGCAUAAAAUUGUAAAUUCACUUAGAAGUACCAACAAUUCAUAAUUUUGUGAAUAACCCUAUUAGUCUCACUUUCGCUUAUGGGGUAUUUUAGUUUUAAAUUUGUAUUUAUUAUUUUUGCUGACAGAUGUGAAGCUCUUUUUUUAGUUCCUCAUUUCUCCUCUAAAUUUCAAGUGUGACAUUGGGAAAAGCCACCUUGGGCACAGUAUUUCUGAGAAAUAAUGUUUUCACAAUUCUCACAGAAUUCCCAGUUUUGCAUGCAAAUUAGCCCAGACAGGCAUUGUGUUUCAGAUUUUAUUCUGUAUUUCUGUGGAUACCCUUAUGAGUGGACCUUAUCCAUAUGAUGCAUAACAAUUUAUUUUAAUAUUGUAUAUGUUUAUAUAGUAAUAUGUAAAUAUAUCAAAUAUGUCACUAGGUAUCUUUGCAAAAAAAAUAAUAAUAACAAUGAAGUGACAUUGACACACAGAAUAUUAGAAUAGUAUGAUUACAAAGUAUACUUAUAGAGUAUUAGAAUCUAGCAUAUCAUGUUUUAGAAUUCUGUCACCUGCAAUUAUUCUCAUUUUCUAAUUAAUGAGUAAUAAUGGAUGGUGCAGUCUGUGGGCACCAAUUUCAGACUUAGCUGGUGUAUAUUUGUGUGUAUAGAAAUAUGUAUUUGUACAUGUAUGUGAAUGUACAAAAGAAUAUAUGUAUCUACAAAUGCUAUAAAAAGUCAAAACUGUCUUGUUUAUAGGUUGGAUGAAGGCAAUUUACCAAAUGAUAUAAAUUUAGUGGAAGAUUACUUAAAGCUGGCACAACACGAGUACAAGAGGUGGCAGGAGACUUCAGGGCAAAACAGCACCGGAACUGGUGCCAAGAGCAAAUUUGAGAUUUCUUUAAAUCAUCUGUCAAUUUUAGAAGUGAAAUGUAAGACUCCAAAUUGUCCUUUUUACAUGUCUGUGAGCACCAAACCCUACUGCCACGAGUGUUCCGAAAACAAGACAAGUGGUAAAUCUAACAAAGAAAAGACUGAAUCUGUUACAGCUGGAGAAGAAUAUUAUAAUCUCUCAAGACAAAUGGCAGGAGAUACAGAUGUGCGGCCACUUUCUGCUUUUGCAACUGCUCCUAGCCUUUUUCUCUUUAGUGAAACUAAUGCAAUGAAAUGUAAAACUCCUGACUGUCCUUUUACAUUAAAUGUGGGGCUCAAUGGACUAUGUGAUCGCUGUCAUAAUUCCAAACAAAACCCCCAUCUCAACUGUAUUGAAAGGACAAGAAAUAGCAACAUUAUACAUUGUAAUGUCUGUUUAAAGAAUACCACACGAACUUUUAAUGGUAUCUGCAGCUCUUGCUUCAAAAGGACUACAGAACAUUCUACCAGCUCAAGCUUCCCACCAGCUGUCCAUCAGAGGUCAAUCUCUGAACCUGCUAGUUUAUCAAGGAGUCUAGUUCAAUUAGCAGGUCUAGAAACCAGCAACCAAGAACUCCGAGAGCCACCUGCAGUUAUACAGUCAAUAGUGCCUUUUACUGUAGAAGAAAGAACAGUUAAUCAAAAGUGUAGAAAAUCUGGCUGUCCAUUUUUUGGAACGCUUCAGAAUGAAGGCUUCUGCACGAUAUGUUUCUUUGAAUUUCAAACCAAUAAUGGUAUGUUGUUUGUGUUAUAUGUGUAAAAACCCAUAUUUUUGUAUAUGUGCUUUGCUGAUUGAUUUUAUGUGAAAAAAAAUACCUUUUUUCUUCUUCUGUUUGUCUUGUUAUGCAUAAUUUUGUUGACAUCCCAAUGUCCAUUUGUUUUACAGUUAUAGUUUAAGGAACACUAUAGUGUCAGGAACACAAACAUGUGUUCCUGACCCUAUUGUGUUAAAACCUCCAUCUUGUCCCUCUCCCCCAUUCCUUGCCUCCCUAAAUAUAGUCAAAUCUUACUUGUAUUCAAGUCUGCAGCCUCUGCCCCUGAUCUGCCUGCUUGGCUGACAUCAGAAGUGAUUAUCUAAACCAAUCACAAUGCUUUCAAAUAGGAUUGGCUGAGACUGUCAAGGAAGCAGAUCAGGGGCAGAGCCAGCACAUGUCAAACACAGCCCUGGCCAAUCCGCAUCUCCUGUAGAGGUGCAUUAAAUCAAUCCAUCUCGAUGAGGAAAGUUCAGUGUCUCCAUGCAGAGGGUGGAGACACUGAAUGGCAGUCACACUGUGCAGCACUGCCUCAGGAAGCACCUCUAGCAGCCAUCUAAGGAGUGGCCAGUGAAGUUGUCACUAGGCUGUAAUGUAAACACUGCAUUUUCUCUGAAAAGACAUUGUUUACAGCAAAAAGCCUGACGUUAAUGAUUCUACUCACUAGAACAAACACAAUAAACUGUAGUUGUUCUGGUGACUAGAGUGUCCCUUUAAUACAGUUGUACAUAUCUGUGCAUGUAAUAUGUUCAAUACAGAUACAAAUACCGCAUAUUCACAAGGAUACUUUUCAUCAACAAUGGGCUGUAAUGUGGAUUACUAGUAGUUCAGUGAUAAAACACCAACAUUAUCUACAGCACAAUAUAUAUGAUGUAUUCAUAAUAUGUUUAAGGGAGAGAUGUUCGAAUUUUGUUGUGGUCUAAAUACCUGCAUUUAAUUUGUGCAUUUCUGUUUUGUGUUUUCCAUAAUCUCAGGAGUUCAUUCAAGACGAUCCCCAAAACCUCCCUCAGUCUCUGGUCAAAAUAAUGUCAGUGCUGCUGCUUUCAAAAACAUGUCUCAUUGCUUAGGACAAGCUUGCAGCACACUUGGGAGUACACUGUUUGAAGGUUACUGCCAGAAGUGUUUCAUUGAGGCGCAGAAUCAGCGUUAUCAAGAGGCCAGGCAUGCUGAUGACCGUAUGCUAAGGCUAACAGAGGUGAGAAAAAAUAUGAAUACAGAAGUUAUUUUUUUUGUUGCAUUAGUAUGUUGUUUGUUUUUUUACUGUAUUUCAGUGCUUGAAAUAAAUGAGAAUAAUUCACAAAUGUUACAGUGACUUUAGUGAACUCUAAUCUGGCACAAAUUGCUGGACUGUACCAAAAAGGACCAAAUAGAAGUUACUUACCCUCUUUUAAAGAGUUUUUCAAUGCACUGCUUAGUCAGCGAAGAGCAUCUUAUUCUGGUUUGUGGAAACAGUUUUUCUCACUUAAUCCUCUGCACAGUAGGUUGUAAUGGGAUGAGUCAUUUAUCCUCAAUAAGCAGUUCUAGUUAUCACAUAGGAUGAUUGGAAAUGAUCGAUCAGCGGACAGUAGCCAUACUAUAUGGCUUAGUGAACCAGGCUGUGUAUUACUUUCGAAAAAGCUGCAGUUUAAUGUCCAGAUCUCUUUGCUGGGAAGAGAAUGCAUCCCAUAGACAUACAAAUUAAAGACAAAAUGAACACUGGCAACCCCAAGCGAACUGUUCUGGGUUGCCUGACUGGCUUUUUUUAACAGAUUACUGCUGUUAUAACCCAUGCUCGGAAAUAAACGUUUGCUCCUGGUUCUUCUAGCUUUAUGCCCAUUACAGUAGUGAAAGGUGCUUAUGGUGCAUGUACAUUUAACUUUUUAAAGAUAAACUGUUGCUUCCUAUUUUUUUUUAAUAUUGUAGUUAGUUUAACAAAAAAUGUUUUUGAUUUCUGAAAAAUAAAAUCAACUAACUUUAGGAAUCCACUCCUGUUUAUCCUGCAAAAAUGGUGCCUCCAUCUUUGGUUUAGUUACAUUAUUCUGGUAAAGAAAGCCCAAUGGUAAUUAAAUGAAGAAUUUUUAUGAUCUACAUUAUUGCUUGUCAGCAAUGCUGUACAGUAAAACAGAAAGACAUACUGAAGUAAAUAUUGUAUGAUUUUCAUUUUUUUUAUUUUUAGAAGAUGGGACAAACUAGGAUUUCAAAGCAUACAAACUCCCAGAUGAAAAUUUGUGCCCGAAGUCUCUGCAGCAACGCAGUAGUCUGCCGAAGUGAAGAUGUCUGUGAACAGUGUAAGCAUAGAAAUGGUCACAAACCACCGUCAGGAGAAGACAUUACAAAACAGCGAUGCCACGCUCCAGGCUGUGACCACUAUGGGAACAACAAGUGCAGUGGCUAUUGCAAUGAGUGCUACAAGUUUAAACAAUUAUACGGCUAGUGCAAACAAAAGGACUUUGUGUACUAUAUAUUUCUAGAAUUGGUGCUAUCUUCAAAACACUUUUAGGAUUUUCCCUGCUAUAAUAUAUGAUAAUGUCUCUUAACUGUUAUUUGUUAAUUUUGAUUACUUUUAAAUGUAUCUAUACAGUGUUUUGUGUAAUUAAUGUGGUUAUAUAAGUAUGUAAAUACAUAAAUGUAUAUACAAUUACUAAACCUUAUUUAAAAUUAACAUUUUUCUAUCAGUUUUGUGCUCUCUCUUCUAUUUAAAGUGUAUUGGCUUUCCUCUCCCAUUGGUUGUUUGUUGUUUGUUUUUGUUUUUUUUAUUUCUUGUUUUUCUUUCCACAACAAUUUCAUAUUUUGCCUAUGUAAUCUGGGGCAGCAGCACAGUUGAACAAUUGUCCUAUGCUUCUAUUUAUAUUUAUUAGCAAAGAUAAAAUUGUCUUCCAUGCAUAAGUACAGUUGUAUGACUAUCCUAGUUGGGUAAUUAAUAAAUUAAUGAAAAUAGGACUGGAGUGACAGAUAAACUAAAGAAAAUAUGCAAUUUUACUGUCGAUAUAGUAGAACUUAUAAAUUUAAACUCUGUAAAACAUAGUAGCUUCAUAUCGCUACAUAUUAGUCAAUGAUCAUCUUCAGCUUGACAAAGACCCAUUAUUGGGUCGAAACAUUGCUGCUUUGAACACUUGGUUCUAAAAAAUGUGCCUCUUACUGAGCUCUGGAGUUCCCGGAACUUUUCUUUCCUGGAUGAUUUUCAUGAUUGUUUUAUUAGAUCUGUAACACAAAAUGGUUGCAGGUCAAGCUGUCACAUUAAUGGAAUUCAGUCAGCAAUUAUUGGUUUUAUUUUGAUAUAUGGGAUACCUGUUCAUGUUAGUAAUAACAUAUACAGUAUGCAACAGUUUGUGUUUCUUUAAAUUCUCUGAGAAAUAAUACUGCGUUCAGAAUUCUCAUGACUACUUCUUUGAUUCUGUUGGUUAAAAAGUCUCAAAUGACCCAUUAUUUUAUAAUGGUUUGUGUUUAAUCAUACCACUGUGUGAUAUUUAGGAGCAAAUCCAGAUAUCCCUGGCUUUGUGCAACAAGCAGUCGUAAUCAAACAUGGUCAUUUGCCUAUUAUUCUGAUUAUGUAAUAUGAUAAACAACUAUGAUUGACAGCAUGAUUCAAUUAAUCCUGAAGAUACAAUCUUUUUAGAAAAAUGUUGUACAUUCUAAGCACCAUAACCACUACACUUUGGUAUAAUGGUUUUAAUACUGCCAGUCUAUAGGGACAUUCCACUUUCUUUUAUAAAACAGUUUUAGAGAAGUUUGACAAUGAACAGGACUGCUGUACAUGGCCACCUCUUUGAUAAUGCAGAAUUUACACUUCUGUAUUACGAAUAUUAAUUCUACCUAACGUGCGUGGCAGUAAGCUGAGGGCUCAGAAUUAACACUCUUUAUGCAGGACAGAGGCAGCUAUAUGAGUAAUGGCAAAAUGGUGCCUUUGAGCAGGAAGUCCAAUCUCUCAUUCAGUAGCUUUAAGAAAAUUACAACUCCCAUGAUUCCACUGGUACCAAAGGGUUGUAAUCCAUUGAUAAGCUUGCUGGCAUGAAUUGUUUCUAUCUUAUUGAUACAUAAUUGGAUGCUCAUGUAAAUGAAAUCAAUUUUAUUUAAAUUUUAUAAUUAAGCAUGGCCACAAUAUUAAAUGCCUUUCAGAAGUGGAAGACAUUGAUUUGACUUUUACUGACACAUUGAAUCAAAUGUGGAAAAAAAAAUGUUUCAAUAGAUGUUACAAAUAUUAAUUAGGAAUAAUACUUGCACUUUUACAAUGUUUCCUGACACACCAAAUAUUAUUAUAUAAUAAAUUAUUUAAG